Molecule: messenger RNA, 2561 nt
Organism: Dryobates pubescens (Downy woodpecker)
Lineage: Eukaryota; Metazoa; Chordata; Aves; Piciformes; Picidae
Gene: DNAJB4
Product: DnaJ heat shock protein family (Hsp40) member B4
Exons: 3
Coding region: 211-1230 (339 amino acids)
Cellular component (GO): cytosol
Molecular function (GO): protein-folding chaperone binding
Source: RefSeq, a predicted model, not a curated record
GAUUAUUUAUAAAUGAGUAACGGGGGAAGGAAUGAGGUACGGAGAAACUGUUUAGCGUUUCCUUAAUGUAUUGGAGAGUUUGUUGUUUUUAAAUAGCUCAUUUUGUUUCAGUUCUGAAUUUGAUUUUUAUUUUUCCUUCUCUAGCAUCUCUUCGUUGCUAAGACUACUUUGUUUAUAGCGAAGAAAACCUGAAUUCCUCCAACAGUCAGGAUGGGGAAAGAUUAUUAUUCCAUCUUGGGAAUUGAAAAAGGGGCUUCUGACGAGGAUAUUAAAAAGGCUUACAGAAAACAAGCACUUAAAUGGCAUCCAGAUAAGAACAAAUCUCCCCACGCAGAGGAAAAAUUCAAAGAGAUUGCAGAAGCUUACGAAGUGCUCAGUGAUCCCAAGAAGAGAGACAUUUAUGAUCAGUUUGGGGAGGAAGGUCUGAAAGGAGGAGCUGGAGGACCUGAUGGACAGGGUGGUACCUUCCGGUACUCCUUCCAUGGUGACCCACAUGCUACAUUUGCAGCUUUCUUUGGUGGCACAAAUCCUUUUGAGCUCUUCUUUGGAAGGAGGAUGCCUGGUGGGAGAGACACUGAAGACAUGGAGGUGGAUGGUGAUCCAUUUGGAUCAUUCACUAGUUUUAGUAUGAAUGGUUUUCCAAGGGAAAGGAAUACAGUUGGUAGCCAGUUGCGUCGUAAACAAGAUCCUCCUGUAAUCCAUGAACUUAAAGUGUCAUUGGAAGAGAUCUAUCAUGGCUGCACAAAAAGGAUGAGGAUUUCGCGUAAAAGGCUUAACCCAGAUGGUAGAAGUGUCCGAACAGAGGACAAAAUUCUUACUAUUGAGAUAAAAAGAGGAUGGAAAGAAGGCACCAAAAUCACUUUUCCAAAAGAAGGCGACGAAACACCCAACACAAUUCCAGCUGAUAUUGUUUUCAUCAUUAAAGAUAAACCUCACUCUCACUUCAAGAGAGAUGGAUCAAAUAUUAUCUAUCCUGUUAAAAUCAGCCUAAGAGAGGCUUUAUGUGGCAGCUCUGUCAAUGUGCCAACGAUAGAAGGAAGAACCAUACCCAUGACAGUAAAUGAAGUUGUAAAGCCUGGGAUGAGAAGAAGAAUUAUAGGAUAUGGUUUGCCAUUUCCCAAAAAUCCUGACCAACGUGGAGACUUAAUUAUAGAAUUUGAAGUAAUUUUCCCAGAUAACAUUUCUCCAGCUUCAAAAGAAGUACUGAGGCGAAAUCUUCCAGUUUCAUAAAAUAAAGACUCUAUAUGUCAACAUUUUAAAUAGGACACUGGAAAUGCAGAAGACUGGCAAGUCUGUGCUUUAAAAGUGCAAUCUGUAACAACUAGUGGAAUAUUUGUGAUUGUUUUUUGUUUGUUUGUUUUGUGGGAUGGGGGAGGGGAAACACUAUAAUGCUGCAUGAGAAGGGUUAAAUACAAAUCAUACAGGUGACUUCUGCAGUAAAAUUUACAGGGAAAACCACUUGUUUUAUUUUACAUCUUUCCAAUCAGAAAAGCUUAUUCAUUAUUUUGCCUAUUGUAAAAUGUAGUCAGUUUUUAUGAAGUCAACACAUUUCAUGUUGGAUGAGGCCUUCAUUAGCUAAGUCUAGUUGAGAGGCAUCCCUGCCCAUGGUGAGGAGGUUGGAGUAGAUACCUUUAAGGUCCCUUCCAACCUAAGCCAUUCUGAUACAGUACUUAAGCUCCCAAGUACUUUAUUUCCUGUAUCCCUACCCUAUCUGUAACAUUACUGUUUAUAUAGAAAUUGGAGAUAAUAGUAGAAACACAUGUGUAUAAAUAUUUUAAAAAGCAAAACAUGAAAGAUACCAUUUUGAUACAUUGCUUUUCACUGCACAAAGCAUAGGCUGGGAAAAUCUGGGCUCCUUAACCAGCCCAUAGUGGAAUUAAAGCAUUUUCUCUAUUGCCCCAGAACGUGUGAGGACUGUGAGUCUAGCGAAAGGGCAUGUGGCUUGAGGAGUGAGAGUGGACAUUUGCUAUGGGAUAGUUCCUCAGCCUUCAGGCAGAACAGCAAAAAAAGAUUCUACAAGUACAUAAACAGCAAAUGGUAGUUUUGCUGUCAAAUAGGGCAGGGAAACUUGGGACAAACAGCAUGGAGAAGGCUGAGGUAUUCAGUGCCUUCUUUUAAUCAAUCUCUACUGGUAAAACAAGACUUCAAGGAAUUCCAGAGCCCUGAAACCAUAGGGAAAGCCUCCAGACUUUCAGACACCUCAGAUUAGGGUGCACUUAAAGUCCGUGAGCCUGACACGUUCUACUCGUAAGUGUUUAGAGAGCUGGCUAAUGCCGUUGGACAUCCAUUCUUAAUUAUCUCUGAACAGUCAUAGAGACUGGGACAUGUUCUGGUAGAUUGCAAAAAAGCAAAUAUCACCUCUGUCUUCAAGAAGAACAAGAAGGAAGAUUUUGGGAGCCGCAGGCCCGUCAGCUUCACCUCAGUCCUUGGGAAAGCAAUGGAGAAAAUCCUCCUGGAAAGCAUUUCCGAAAACACAAAAUAGAGGAAGGUGAUCAGGAGUACUCAACAUAGGUUUAUAAAGGAGAAAGUGGGCUUGGGAACUCAUUGCCUUCAACAGUCAG